This is a messenger RNA of Drosophila melanogaster (fruit fly), 3284 nucleotides long. RefSeq lists its product as uncharacterized. Bases 90 to 3161 code for a protein of 1023 amino acids. Lineage: Eukaryota; Metazoa; Arthropoda; Insecta; Diptera; Drosophilidae. The record is from RefSeq and is marked reviewed. The transcript is spliced from 3 exons.
CAGCCUUAAACAUCAAAGAAAAAUACCGAUGAAAUCAAAACGAAUAUAUUUUCUGUGUUCAUUGAUUGCGAGCACGCCGAAUAAAGUCUAUGGAGAACAAGACCGGUGAAUGUUCCAGUUACUUACUGAAACGACAGGAGCGAGUCUCGGUCGAGGAACACCAACGGAUCUACAUAAAGAACACUCAGGUAACGCAGGUAAGGGAACUCUUCCGCCGUCCGGUGGUUAGAGUUUCCGGUUCCACCUUGAUAAAACCAAAAGCGACGGGUUCAUUUUCCUCUGGGAAAAUCCAACAAACUCUCCAGAAGGUGGAAGUCCUAAACGUGAGGAUCGGCAAUGAGUUAAAUAGGUUAGAGCGCUUUCGUAAUCAUUUUCUGGAAGUCAAAGAAGCUAUGAGCCGAUCUCCGCGUCCAGAGGAGGCGAAGGAAAAAAACAUGACUUGGAGCCAGAGCUUGAAGGCGAAUCAAGCGAAAGAGAGUCCUCUGUCCGUCAAUAGGAGUCCUGCAUCCGGUUCUCAGCAGAAAGUUAAGUGGGCCAAGUGCCGGACCAUCGCAAUCGCAGUCACGGAUAAUUCAUCAAACGCCAAAAGAGCCAGGGGAGGUUACUGUUGUAAUUGUGAUUAUUGUACUCAAGACAUCCGAGGUGUGUACCAAAACAGGUAUGGAACUACUCCCUGCUGCAACUGCAAGGGCAGCUGGGACAUGGGGUAUCAUCAACAGUGCUGUGCUUACGGUGAUCUCUGUGGAGAGACCCCAUUACCCCAUCAGGGUACACAAUUUGGAAUAUCUUAUAACAUGUAUCCGCGUCCAACUUGCAGAAGAUUAGUGACCGACCUAAAUACAGAGGUAUUUUGCCGCCACUGGCGUCCGAAAAUCGAACGUUCUUUAUCACCAAAGGAGCGAAAGGGUUGUGGACCUCAAGUUAAAUGCCAGGAGAAAAGAAAUCCCUCUAAAAUUGGAAAGUGCAUUAAUAAUAAAAAACUAGAAUGUAAUGUUAAGAGGGAGGCUACUUCAAUAGUUCAGAAUAAAUGUAGAAAACCUGAGAAAGCGAUAAAAAUUCAACAGAAGAAGAGGCACGAGUCUACCAAGGAUCAUGGACAAAAGAAAUGCAAGCCGAUAGACAGCCAUUUUGCGUCUUUGAAAGGAAUGCCCUGUAAAGCUCAACCAUCCAAGGUUUGCACAGAUGAACUUAAGGAUGAAAUCAAUUCCCAAAGUUAUCAAGAUUAUUUCAAUCUGUAUAAUCAACAAAAUUGCAAGCCUCUGGAUCCGUAUCCGUAUUCGACAUACACAAGAAUGGCGGGUAAGGAUGAAACGAAAUUACCAAAACUUAAGGAUACUAGUUAUUCAGAUAGGAUAACGGACCAUUAUACGGAGAACUCAUAUUCAUUUGAAGAUAAAACUGAAUAUGAUUGCUUAUGCUGCAAAGAAAGAACUGCUCACUAUCAAUUGGAAGACAUUGGAUCUGGCGCUUCAACUCCAGAUGGUAUUCCAUAUCAGUGUAGUGAAGAAAAAGAUUCUUAUACCAAUGGUUAUGCUUGUUCUGAGGAAAGGCGGUACAUCACUCCAGAUGCAAGCCUACGAGCUAAGUCCCAUAUCGAAAGAAACUUUCAUAGAAGCGGUGAAGUCACAAAUGCAAAUCGCACGCAUGCCCAGCAAUCCAAAUCCUUGAUGGCGAAGGACAAUAAUUGUAAAGCAGUAAGGCGGCAAAGGCGGGAGCACUGCGAGGAGCGUGUGCAGCCAGAUUCGAAGUGUGGUGAUAGGCGAAUAAGAGCUCAUUCAGUUCAGCGAUCAGUUUUAGCCCAAAGCAGAGGACCCACCAGCUAUACUUCGAUAGAUCCUCAGCCUCCUUCAGCCAAGCAUGAAACAAAGGACACCCAGACGGAAUGCUUGUGGCGGGAGAGGCCUACGCAAACAGAGCGGCAGAUCAGGAUGGAUAAAGGCUGUCAAGUGUGCCGAGAACGCAACCAGUUUCGGGAUCGGACCAAUCCUGCAUCAGCAAUUCCAUCUCAUUCCAAAAACUUUCCCUAUAAUUCAAUGGCAACCAUGCAAAGUGAAUGUGCUGAGGCUGUGAUGAAAGGCACCUAUUUCGAUGAAGAAUAUUGUGCUCCUGUCAUAUCCAAACUCGAAUCUUCGAGCAAUAGUAAGCCACUUGAACAAUUUUCCAGAAAAAGAACAGAUUACGUUCAUGUCCAUGAAGAGGGACACCCUGGGCUAUUGGAUUGCGGACAAGAUAGUCCAAGAACACCAAGAGAAAUUCAGCACAUUACCUAUAAGCAGUCUGUUUCGCAGCAGGUCCAGACUCCUCCAUAUAGUCCACGGACACCACUGCUAUCUUAUAGACAGCAUAAAAGUUCUAAAAACGAGUAUAUUACCCACACUCCACAAGCUGGCACAAAUUCCCGGAGCCAAAGUCCAUAUAGAAGUAGUCCUGUAGAAGAUCUAUCGUCGAGUUCUCAUAAAAGUUCUGGAAAAGUUUAUGAUACUCAGACCCGUCAAGUCGUCGCAAAUUCCCGAAGCAACAGUCCAUAUAGAAAUAAUCCAGCUGAAGAUCUAUCGUUAAGUCCUCAAUUACAACGCUCUCUGUGUCAGUACAUUCAAAAUAUGCCCGGACAUAUUGAUGACGCGUCUUUCCAAGUGGAUUCCCCCAGCUGCACCAAUGACAUACCCUCGAGAUGUGUGGUGGAGACUCGACCUGAAUGUGUUCAUUGUGAAGGAGAGCAUUGUGAACAGUCCUGUAAGCAGCAUAGCCCCAGAUCGUGUAUGUCUUCUUCCCCAAGACAAAUUUCAGUUUUGGAGACCGUCUGUGAAAAGCGCACGCGAACAGUGACCUUCGAGGACGAGAAAGGGGGCCAGACCAAGGAGGAGCAUACGAAGGAAAGUUGUAGCAGUCGCAUCGAUUGGGAGCGCGCCCUCAAAUAUCACACAUCAGAUCACGGCGAUGAGACGGAUUAUACGGGACCUAGCUCCACUUGCAGAUCCAGCAGCUCUGCGGAGCACACGUGCAAUGAGUCCACCUACGAUGAUGACUUCGCCAGCUGCGAUGAGUCGCAACCGCAGACGAUUCACAUGCGAAUACCUCCGUUUAAUGGUUGUCCCUGCAUGUACCAGACCUACUUGAAUCUGGCCACUAUGUGCCAGAACGAAGGUGGUGGCUUCAUUUAAUGAGAGUCCCUUAUCCGAGAUAAUCGCGCCCGUCGUUGCAUUAAAUCUUUAUUUAUUUUUGACAAUCUUAUAUUUUUACAAUUUCGAUAACCCAGCCAAACAAUAAAUUUGAGUUAACAUAAU